Empidonax traillii (willow flycatcher) is the source of this 2081-nucleotide messenger RNA. It is a transcript of the gene UBXN4, whose product is annotated as UBX domain protein 4. Gene Ontology annotation, molecular function: protein binding. The coding region runs from base 60 to 1592 and encodes 510 amino acids. Lineage: Eukaryota; Metazoa; Chordata; Aves; Passeriformes; Tyrannidae. The record is from RefSeq and is a predicted model, not a curated record. The transcript is spliced from 13 exons.
UGAGGGCGGCGGGUCCGGCGGGUCCCGGCGGUGCCGGCCGAUCCCGGCGCGGCCGCACGAUGUGGUUCGGCGGGGCCGUGCCCGCCGCCAUCGCCGCCGCCAAGGAGCGCGGCUCCGUCUUCGUCGUGUUCGUGGCAGGUGAAGAUGAACAAUCUACUGAGAUGGCUGCAAGGUGGGAAGAUGAGAAGGUGACUGAGGCUGCCUCAGAUGGGUUUGUUGCCAUUAAAAUCGACACCAAAAGUGAAGCGUGCCUGCAGUUCUCUCAAAUUUACCCCGUGGUGUGCGUUCCAUCCAGCUUUUUCAUAGGAGACAAUGGAAUCCCUUUGGAAGUCAUUGCUGGCAGUGUUUCUGUGGAAGAGCUUGUUACCAGGAUCCACAAAGUUAAACAGAUGCACGCGGGGAAAGGGCGGCCUUUGGAAAAUGGCACUCAGUCACCUGCCCCCCAUCCCUCCUCCCAGUGUGAUGGUGCUCCAGAAAAUACACAGUCCAGGGCAGCAGAGUCUUGUAACUCCUCUGAGCCUGCUGUGCCUGACACAGCCAGACCUUCCACCAGUAAUGGUGGAGCAAACUGUGGUGCAGCAAGCCAGGAAGCAACUAAUUCUGCAGAUGAGCAAGUGAGUGAUGCUCAGCCUGUGAAUGAUCUUACUCUCAAGGUAGAAAGAUUAACGAAAAAGCUGGAAGAGAGGCGGGAAGAGAAAAGGAAAGAAGAAGAACAGAAAGAAAUUAAGAAAGAAAUUGAAAGGAGAAAAACUGGCAAAGAAAUGCUGGAGUACAAGAGACGACAGGAAGAGGAGAUGACCAAACGGAUGUUGGAGGAGAGGAACAGAGAGAAGGCUGAGGAGAAGGCGGCCAGAGAGCGCAUCAGGCAGCAGAUUGCGAUGGACCGUGCUGAGCGAGCAGCUCGCUUUGCAAAAUCCAAGGAAGAGGCAGAGGCUGCAAAAGCUGCAGCUCUUCAGGCCAAACAGGCUGAAAUAGAGGCCAGGAAAGAAGCAGCUCAAAGGGAGAGAAGUGCAAUAGCCAGGAUCCAGUUCCGCCUGCCGGAUGGAUCUUCCUUCACCAACCAGUUCCCAUCGGAAGCGCGGCUGGAAGAAGCAAGGCAGUUUGCUGCACAGACGGUUGGUAACACUUACGGCAAUUUCUCCCUGGCGACAAUGUUUCCCAGGAGGGAGUUCACCAAAGAAGAUUACGGGAAGAAGUUACUGGACCUGGAGCUAGCACCCAGUGCUUCGGUGGUGUUGCUGCCGGCUGGAAGACCUGCUACUUCCGUUGUCCAGGCCUCAGGCAGCGACCUGUGGAAGUUCCUGGGCACGAUCCUGUACCCCCUCUUAGCGGUUUGGAGGUUCAUUAGCAACUUUCUGUUUACGAGCCCACCCCCCUCGCAGCCUGCGGCAAGAGCAGCUCAUCAGCAAGACCAUUCAGCCCCCUCCACGUCCAGCAGCCUCGAGCAGAGCAGGCAAGCAGUGAGGAAACGAGCCGUGGAAAAGCGGGGGGAAGACUUCAAAAAAGAAGGCAAAAUAUACAGACUGAGGACUCAAGAUGAUGGAGAAGAUGAAAACAAUACUUGGAAUGGAAAUUCUACACAACAAAUGUAGUUUUGAGUAACUGCAGUUACUAUCUGGCUGCUUUUUUUUUUUUUUUUUCCUUUCUCUUAUUUGAUCUCAGUCAGCUAAAGGUUCUGGACAAGUGGGGCUCAUUUUACACUGACUGAAUUACUUAAUUCUUAUUCCUGCGGUGGAGUAUGGAAUGGAGUCACCUAUGUCAGAAAAAUCAAGUGAGUAUAGGUGAGACAAAGGAGUAAAAAGACUGAAAAACCUCUAUCAGCUUUCAUAAUUAUUACCCUCUGCCAUAGAAAGGCACUUUUUAAUCUAUAAAUAUUCUGCUACAUGAAUCUAAGGGCCAGAUAUAUUAAAUAUAAAGGUCAUGGUAGACAAAUGACUGAUUAAAAUGAGGGUUUCAGAAGCACUAUAAGUAGCAAAUCAGGUAACUAAUUUAUGUUUAACUUUUUUCUUGCUUCUGCAACUGCAAGCAAAACCUUGUAGUUUUUAAUUCCCUAAGCACUCAAUAAACUAUUUUCCAGAAAA